AUGAUGCCCACACGCAAUGGGAACAGCAGCGCGACGGGCGCCCGUACUCUUUCUGACGACACGCCCGAGGCCGCCGACCGCCUCAGUGCGUUAGCCUCUGCGAAUGAAAGUAUCGGUGUCAUCGGUUCCUUUGACAAGCGCCUCAACCACUCGGUGAUGAGCCUUGGUGCCAAGGUCAAGGAACAAAAGGUUCUGGGCGGUGACCCUCAACCGCGCUUGGCGUCGCUCUAUUUGGUGUCCGGAUUGGGAAAGGAUCCCUUGCAGUGGGCAUUGAGCGACAAGGAUAUGACUUUAGGCGUCCAGCCUAUUGAGGACUCGCUCGGCAUGUUCUGGCGUCCCGACAUGCUUGGUAACACGUUUAGUGGCGAGAAGAGCGACGAGUUCAACAAGAAUGGUAAGCCCGCCGCCCGCAGUAGCAGCGCCGCCCGACGGGACAUCCAGAGCAAGACUGUGCCAGGGGCUGGUCCAGAGGGCGCGUCGCGUCUUGUCGCACGGACAAUGAAGUUUGCCCACCCUCGCGACGUCGAGGUUGUCAACUCGGCCCUAGCCCCGCCCACGACUUGCCACACAUUCUCGUUCAAUGUGUCUCGCCAGAGCACCCUUACCGCCAUCGCUGCACAGGCAUCGCGCGGCAACAAGUUUGGCCUUCCUCCCGAGUCGUACAUGGCCGUCUCGUCUGAGCAGCCGUCCGCCGCCCCUGCUCCUGGUCAGGAGCAUCUCCGCGGCACUACCCAUGGAUCGGACCUCGUUUUCUACGGGGUCACCCUCACCGUUUGGUCUCACGCCGACAAGGAACGCGCCAUCCGCCUCAGCCAGUUCAAGCAACGCUCCCAGCGUCUUCGUAACGAGUCGGCUACGUCGGAGUCGAUCAAGAAGGACGCGUUACGCCGCCGUGGCAAAACCCCUUGGAUACAACCCAAAAAGGGGGUAACCUCUGAUUACACAGCCAGCGAUACGGGUUUCAGCGACUCUGAUUUGGAGACGACAUUUACAUCGACUUACGAUGCCGACUACUCGGCGGAUGGCAUGUCUGCGGCGUAUGGCGAGGCGACAGAUGUCUUCUGGCUUCCUUACGCCCUCACUCUUGUGUCCCGUUACCCCAUCUACGAUGCGAUGCAGGACUACCUUCGCCUGAGUUGGGCACGCUACUCCAAGGACGCUCGUGCACACAUGCGCCAGGUUUUCACCCUGCUAAACAGCGACGCCCCUCGCCCAGGUGACCUGUUUUCCCUGCCCCUUGGUACCUCGGCCGACGAAGAGGUCGCGAUCGAGGCUAUCAUGCCAGGCGCUAUCGACUUUGAGAAGGGCACGACCAAGGUUGACUUCCAGAUGUGGCCCCUCUUCCAGGCACUUGACCUUGACCAUAUCCUGACGUGCGUUGAGGUCGCGCUCACUAGCUCUGGUCGCAUUGUCUUUUGCUCUCGUUACCCUGCCAUGCUCGGUUCUGCUGUAGAGACGCUCAAGUACAUUGUCGAGCUUCGCGGGUGGGAUGGCAUAGCGCUGCAGAACAUUCACCUUCGCGACGUUACCUUCAUGAUCGAGGACCCCGGGCCGUACAUCAUUGGUUUGUCCACCGAGUGCCGAUAUACCGUCUCCCCUCCCAACGAGGUGGUGAUUGUCGACCUCGACCAAAACACCCUCACCUGCAAGUCGCGUCCGGCUAGCAUCUCCACUGGUCAUAAGCGUGAUAAGCAGCGCCACAAGCUGGUGGCUGCAAUGGGAAGUGCAUUCCCUUCUGAGCGCUCUGUUCCUUUCGAGUUCCGCGUCUCCUUCCUCAAAGGCUCAUUCCGGAACAUAAACCGUAUCCACCACGGUCCCACGCGCCCUCGCUACCUCGGAGAGCGCCUCGAGCCGCCUGCCUGGUGGAACCAGUCGUCGGUGGUCGCAGUUUUCGACAAGAUCCUCGCCGACAGGCACAAGAAGCCGACUUUAUUCCAGCGUCUGACGAAGACUGGCAACGCUCGUGUCCAGGAGCAACUCACUGUCAACGAGCAGAUGGCCAAGGCUAUGAUGCGCAAGCGCGCUCUCCACUACGUUGAGAAGCGCGACGACUUCGAGCUCAAGGUCGCGCGCAUCACCCGUCGCCUGCAGAAACUCAUGUUGGAGGGCGAGCAUUGGAAGCAAAAGUUCGAGAUGUUUGAGAAAUAUGCCGAGCGCCUCACCCAGGAGUCCAACGACCUCAAGGGAAAAAUCGACAAGGAGCAGCGCGAGGCACGCCGCUUGUCGAACAUCAACACGGAGCAGACCAAGAUCAACGCCGAGCUGCAGGAAAAGCUUGGCCAAACCGAGGGAGCUCGUGCCGAGGCUAUGCGCCAGCUGUCCGACAUGCACCACUCGAUCCAGGAGCUCGAGCGCGAGCGCAACGAUAUCAUGGACGCAAUCGAGAUGCAGUUGACCACGGCCAUGGAGCGCAUGCCAUGGGGAGACCACAUUGACAAUCAUUCCCUCAAUGGUCUCGAGUCGCCGCCGACGUCGCCCAAGACGGUCGCCUCAGUCUCGACUAUCAAGCGCAAGUCGCGUCCCAACACUCGCGACUCGAUACAGACCGUCGGCACAAUCGACUCGUACGCCCACUCGAAGAAAGCCAUCAGUAUCAUUGGCGCGCUCAACGACGGUCCUGCAAGACGCGGUCUUGGUUCCAUUGUGGACAGUGACCAAGUCAGUAACACGGACCGGCUCGCAUCGCAUAACCGUCUCGAAAGUAUCUCGCAGCGUGUCGCCAUGAUCCAAGCCAAGCUUGAGAUUGCCCUUGCUCCUAUCCGUGACCAGGUCGAGGCCGCUGAACAGGAGGGCGCCGAGACCGAGAAGGACGAGGAGAAAGACCAGGGCUCCCGCCCCGGCACACCCGACACCAUCACGACCGCCAAGCUGCCAACCAUCAACGAGCCCGAAGGAGAGGGCACGCCUCGCAAGGGCGAGCACUCGGACGACCUCGCCGCUCCUGUCACGGACACGGACAACACGGAGGAUGCUGAGCCCUCCAAGCCUCCAGUGCUGCGAGCCUUUGUGCUCCGCCCGCCGCCGCGUCGUGUGGUGCAAAAGCGCAGCUACGAGUCGAUCAAGGCGCCCGACUCGGCCAUUGCCCCGUCACCCGUGAGCACGGCUCAUUCGAUCAGCGAGAUCAUAGUCACUCCAUACGAGAGCAAGGAGAGCCUGCACCACGACAAGGGCCUUGACGUCAAGACCACCAAGGAACGCCCGACAAGCGUCGGCACCAUUGCGUUUGGGACUGCCUAA
Molecule: messenger RNA, 3237 nt
Organism: Cutaneotrichosporon cavernicola
Lineage: Eukaryota; Fungi; Basidiomycota; Tremellomycetes; Trichosporonales; Trichosporonaceae
Exons: 8
Coding region: 1-3237 (1078 amino acids)
Biological process (GO): regulation of Rab protein signal transduction
Cellular component (GO): cytoplasmic vesicle
Source: RefSeq, a predicted model, not a curated record